AUGAGGCCCAACUAUCUCGUUGCCAUCAUUGCCCUUCUCCCAAACACUCUUGCCCACUACAGGUUCCAGACAAUUCUCACAUCCCCUGCCACACCUGCCUAUAGGUUCAUCCGCCUCAAUACCAAUGAGCGUAACCCAGUGUCUUCGCUCUCAACCCCGGACAUCCGCUGCAACACCGGCACCCUCGCUUCAGGCCCUUCUACUCGUAUUCUCCCCAUUCGCGCCGGCACCGCGCUGAUCGUUGGGCUCGACCAAGAAAUCUACCAUGCCGGCCCUCUCAAUGCCUAUCUCUCCGCCGCACCUACUGGUACCAACUUGACCGCAUACGACGGCAGCGGCGACUGGUUCAAGAUUGCAUCUUUAGGUCCUGACUGCGAUGGCGUGAAUGCGUGUGACUGGGCGCCGACGCGGAUAGCAAAUUGGACGGUCACAGUGCCAUCGAAGACACCGCCGGGGUUCUAUUUAUUGCGCGUAGAGCAGAUUGCGCUGCAUAAUGCGGGACAGCAAGGGGGGGUAGAGUUCUAUCUUAGCUGUGUGCAGGUUCAGGUCGAGGGAACUGGGGACGGGAAACCGGGCCCAAUGGUGAAGUUUCCGGGGGCGUACAAGGCAGAUGAUAAGGCGAUUCAGCUGGAUAUAUACUAUCCAAUCUUGAUGAAUUACACGGCACCAGGACCGUCUAUCUGGAAAGGAGUCUGA
Messenger RNA from Pseudovirgaria hyperparasitica, 696 nucleotides. RefSeq lists its product as uncharacterized. Bases 1 to 696 code for a protein of 231 amino acids. Lineage: Eukaryota; Fungi; Ascomycota; Dothideomycetes; Acrospermales; Acrospermaceae. The record is from RefSeq and is a predicted model, not a curated record. The transcript is spliced from 2 exons.